AUGGCCAAGGCCAGGACACAGGGCUCUUCUCGCAGCAGGGAGGACCCAAACCAGAGGAGCAGCGGCGGCGGCAAUGCGGCCCAGAACGAAGAGGAGCACGGCCUGCUCGCCGCCGGCCAUGGCUCCGACGUCGACGACGACGACGAGGACAACGACUACCACGACGUUGACGGGAGCAACGAGGAUGACGGCCCCGUAGCGCACUCGGCCCUGCCGCCCACGGCGCUCUCCAAGGGCAGCGGCAACGGCACGCCGCGGACCCCCCGAACGCCCAACCGGGUGCGCUUCGACCUGCAGCCCACCAACAUCCCGCCGCCGGCCAACGGCCACGGGCGCUCGCGCUCCAACAGCGACGAGUACGCGUACGGCGACGGCGACAUCGAGCUCGCGGACCACGACCCCCUGCACAGCCCCUACAGCCCCUCGGGCGACGACGGCGGGACGUCGCGGCAGCCGCUGCUGACGGGCAUCGAGGCGCCCUCGGUGGCGCUGGCCAACACCCCCUGGGGCGCCGAGGACGACGUGCACAGCUGGGCCGAGGCGGAGCGGGCGCGGCCCAAGUCCGGGCUGCGGUCGGCCUUCAUGAACAUGGCCAACAGCAUCAUCGGGGCGGGCAUCAUCGGCCAGCCGUACGCGUUCCGGCAGGCGGGCCUGCUGGCGGGCGUGGUGCUGCUGGUCGGGCUGACGGUCGUCGUCGACUGGACCAUCCGCCUCAUCGUCGUCAACAGCAAGCUCAGCGGCGCCAACAGCUUCCAGGGCACCGUCGAGCACUGCUUCGGCCGCCCGGGGCUCGUCGCCAUCUCGGUCGCCCAGUGGGCCUUUGCCUUUGGCGGCAUGGUCGCCUUCGGCGUCAUCGUCGGCGACAGCAUCCCCCACGUCCUGCAGGCCGUCUGGCCCGGCCUGAGCAGCAUCCCCGUGCUCGGCCUGCUGGCCGACCGGCGGGUCGUCAUUGCCGUCUUCAUACUGGCUAUCAGCUAUCCCUUGACGCUAUAUAGGGACAUUGCAAAGCUCGCAAAGGCCAGCACGAUGGCUCUGAUCAGCAUGGUAAUCAUCGUCAUCACGGUGGUGGUGCAAGGUGCGCUGGCGCCCAAGGAGGAUAGGGGCUCCUUCAGCACGCCAUUGCUUACAAUCAAUGGGGGAAUAUUCCAGGCCAUUGGCGUUAUAUCAUUCGCCUUUGUUUGCCAUCAUAAUUCCCUACUUAUAUACGGCUCUCUGAGGACGCCGACUAUCGACCGUUUUGCCCGCGUAACGCACUACAGUGCCGGCGUAUCCAUGGCGGCCUGUCUGCUGAUGGCCCUGGUGGGCUUCCUCACCUUUGGUGACAAGACGCAGGGCAACGUGCUGAACAACUUCCCGGCCGACAAUUCGAUGGUCAACAUCGCGCGGCUUUGCUUUGGCCUCAACAUGCUGACGACGCUGCCCCUUGAGGCCUUUGUCUGCCGCGAGGUCAUGCUCAACUACUGGUUCCCUGGCGAGCCCUUCAACAUGAACCUUCACCUCAUCUUCAGCUCGGCCCUGGUUGUCUCAGCCAUGGUCAUCAGCCUGAUGACGUGCGACCUGGGCGUCGUCUUCGAGCUGGUCGGCGCCACGAGCGCCUGCGCCCUGGCCUAUAUUCUCCCGCCGUUGUGCUACAUCAAGCUGAGCACCCGGAGCUGGAAGACGUACGUCGCAUGGGCCGUGGUGGCCUUUGGGUGUGCCGUCAUGGCCAUCUCCUUGUUCCAAGCUGUAGGCAAGAUGAUCACGGGAGGUGGAGAACCCGUCCAGUGUAUCUAG
Neoarthrinium moseri is the source of this 1773-nucleotide messenger RNA. RefSeq lists its product as uncharacterized. Gene Ontology annotation, biological process: amino acid transmembrane transport. Gene Ontology annotation, cellular component: endoplasmic reticulum. The transcript is spliced from 4 exons. The coding region runs from base 1 to 1773 and encodes 590 amino acids. Lineage: Eukaryota; Fungi; Ascomycota; Sordariomycetes; Amphisphaeriales; Apiosporaceae. The record is from RefSeq and is a predicted model, not a curated record. Gene Ontology annotation, molecular function: amino acid transmembrane transporter activity.